GUGUGUUACCGCUCCUCGCGCAGAUGAAACAGGAGCGAGACUCGGGGAUAAACAGAGAGCAUGUUCCUCAAUAAGUGCUCGCGGACGCCAGGAGAUGCGGAGAGCCUUCGGCGAGGGUCAGCGGCGGACACCCCAGAGAACUCUGUGGAUCCUGAACAGCAUCACUGGUUGCCGCGGCGACGGUGUCAAAAUGAAAGGGUCCAGCAUCCAGAGCUGGGCGCAGUGGAGACCCCCUCCCCGGAAGCUUCUGCACACCACUACUGCCACUACACCCCCAAGUGCUUCCUCACCGUGCACAGAGGAGGACAAGGCACCACCCAAUCUACUCCGUCUCGGUAUGGAGAAGAGGCUUGGCAUGAAGACACCAUAAGGACCACCACCAUCAGAGCUGAGAAUGAGGUGGAGGCUCACAGGGAGGCCAACAACUACAAGUUUGGCUUCAGGAAGUGGAAGGCUCACGUGACAGAGAAGCCCAUUGAAGACCGAUCGGACAUCAUCAAAGAGCUCUACUCUGACCUCAGUGUUGUUAAGCCUCAAGAAGGCUCGGUGAUCACCUUUGGGAACAUCAUUUAUGUCAUUUUAUUCGGAUGGUGGAUAUCAUUAAUCUACUUCCUCAUUUGCCCUGUAAUGUUCCUAACCAUCAUCGGUGCAGCUUAUGGCAAACUUUGUUUUAGGUUGGCGUUGUACUUUAUUUGGCCAUUUGGGAAGUCCAUAGAAAAGGCUGGAGAGGUAGUUGGGAGAUCCAUUGCGAAGCCUCCGAAGUGUGAGGUGAUCCCAGAGGAGAGCGACAGUUCGGCGAACAAGGACUCUGCUCCUCUCCUGAUGUCCUCCCCGUUCCCUGUGGAGAUCCCAGAGCCAGCAGCUGGGAAAACAUCCAAUCACUGGUGUCGCGUCAGCACUUAUGUUUGGCUGUUGCUAGGUUACCCUGUCCUGGUGGUGGUUCACUCGCUGGCCUGUGUGCUCUCCUGGCUGCUGGUCUUCACCAUACCUGUAGCCAAGAUGAACGCCCGCACAAUGACCAUCGUCCUCCUCAUGGCUCCAGAGGACGUUCAGGUUCACAAACUGGAAAAGACCGCUGUGUGUGAGACCAAAGUCAUCUUAUGCUGUUAUCGAGCCUUUAAUGUGUAUUACUACAAAUACAGCAUACAAGGAAUCAACAUUAUCCCCCUCAACCUGCUCCCCCUGGUGUUCAUCACGAUCAUUAUUGGAUACACUGACCGUAAACACACAUUCUGCAGCGCAGAGACCAAGUUUAUCACCGCCAUCAUCUCCAUCAUCCCUCUCUCCUACUAUAUUGGCAUGGGAAUAGCCAGCAUUUCUGCUCAGAGUAACUUUGCAGUGGGGGCGGUGGUGAAUGCCACGUUCGGCUCCAUCACAGAGAUGACUUUCUACAUCACAGCACUGCUGCAGGGACACAAUGCUAAAACCAAAUGUUAUGAGGAGAUCGUCAAAGCAGCGCUCACUGGGACCCUGCUCGGGUGUAUACUGUUCGUACCGGGUAUCUGUAUGAUCAUCGGGGGCAUCAAACACAGAGAGCAGAGAUUUAACAGUCGUUCAGCCGGAGUGAGCUCUGCUCUGCUCUUCAUCUCCGUAGGAGGUGUUUUUGCUCCCACCCUCUUCUCAAAGACGUUUGGGGAUCUGGUGUGUGAGAGCUGCACCAAUGUUCCAGGCAACAGCAGCGUCCCGUUCAUCUGCAGGGACUGUCACUACGACACGAGUACAGCGGACCCACAUUUGAUCCUGUCCCAUAUUGAGCCCCUGGUGUACACCAUCUCCGUGCUGCUGCCUGCUGCCUACCUGAUCGGCCUCAUCUUCACCCUGAAGACCCACUCCCACAUCUAUGAUAUCCACAUCAGCGACUUGCACGGGGGCCAGGACGCACAAGAAGGCACUAGCACCACUGGUGAUGUCACCUCAGGCCAUCUACUUGUAGCCAACACGUAUAUUAAUGGCAGCAUUGUUUCCAACAGUCACAUUGCCACAGGGCAUCAUGUAGUGCACUGGUCCCGGACCAGGGCCCUUGGAGUGCUGAUUGUUGCCACGGUACUAAUGGCCUGCUGCGCUGACCUCAGCACGGAGAAUAUCCAGCCCAUACUGGCCCAUUCCUCCAUCUCGCUGUACUUCAUCAGUGUCACAGUGUUGGCCAUGGUGCCGGAGCUUCCUGAGAUUGUCAAUGGGAUCCUGUUUGCACUGCAGAACAACAUCAGCCUGAGCCUUGAAGUGGGCAGUUGCAUUGCUGUGCAGGUGUGCAUGAUUCAGAUUCCACUGCUCAUUCUCUUCAAUGCCUUCUACGAUGUGGGAUUUGUGCUGGUGUUCAGUGAUAUUCACCUCUGGGCCAGCAUCUUCAGUGUCAUUCUGGUCAAUUACAUCUUCAUGGAUGGAAAGUGUGACUACUUUCAGGGCACUGCUCUGGUGGUGGUCUACCUCAUCCUUCUGGCUCUUUACUUCUUUGCUCCUUCUCCACGCUCUUGUUGAUCAAAGUCUCCAACAUUCCCAGUGGAUUCAGCGCCUCAAAAGAUGGACAAAUAUUUUGAUUGAGAUUUGAAAUUGCACAGUAAAGCUGUAAGUGAAUAGCUGUGAGCUAUUUGUCAAUAUAUGAUAUUGAAAUGGUGUUUUGUAGUCAUAUUUCCCGUCCUGGCAAUGUUAAAGAAAUCUGUGAAUCUUUUGCAAAUGUGAAUUUGUAGUAAUUAUUUUUGCCUCUGGUAUGUAAUAUGCUGUUUAUAAAGAAUAUAAUAAACGCAACAAUUUAUAAAACAUGAAA
Molecule: messenger RNA, 2761 nt
Organism: Gymnodraco acuticeps
Lineage: Eukaryota; Metazoa; Chordata; Actinopteri; Perciformes; Bathydraconidae
Gene: cax1
Product: cation/H+ exchanger protein 1
Exons: 20
Coding region: 61-2475 (804 amino acids)
Biological process (GO): intracellular calcium ion homeostasis; calcium ion transmembrane transport
Cellular component (GO): endomembrane system; membrane
Molecular function (GO): calcium:proton antiporter activity
Source: RefSeq, a predicted model, not a curated record